AUGCGACGCGAUCUUAGAUAUAAACUGGAAACAUGUAAUAUUAAAAUAAGGGGUUCCGAGGAUAAGGAGCUGGCCUCCCUUGCAGAGGAAGAGAGGGCGGGGUACGUGGAGAGGAUCCGUGACCUCGAGGCACAGCUGCGGCACGCCCUGGUUCCCGAGGCCCCCGGAGGGGACUGCAGCGAGGUGGUGGUGGAGGUGUCGGCGGGCGUGGGCGGCCAGGAGGCCAUGCUGUUUGCCCACGAGCUGUUCCACAUGUACCGCUGCUACGCCGACCACAAGGGCUGGCAGGCGCAGGUGGCAGAGCUGGAGCAGUCUGACCUCGGUGGGCUGCGGCACGCCAGCCUGCUGGUGUGCGGGGACCAGGCCUACCAACACCUCAGGCACGAGGCGGGCGUCCAUCGCGUGCAGAGGGUCCCAGCCACGGAGAAGUCUGGGCGCGUGCACACCAGCACCGUGACGGUGGCCACUCUGCCCCAGCCGGCCGAGGUGGAGGUGAGACUGCGCGACAAGGACCUGCAGGUGGAGACGAAGCGGGCGAGCGGGGCCGGGGGCCAGCACGUCAACACCACGGACAGCGCCGUCAGGGUCACCCACCUGCCCACAGGGCUGGUGGUGGACUGCCAGGUGGACCGGUCGCAGAUCAAGAACAGGGAGAUGGCCCUGCGCACGCUGCGAGCACGGCUGUACCAGCGCGAGACGGACCGCCAGCUGGCCGAGACUGCGGCCGCGAGGAAGCUGCAGGUCGGCUCCAGUCUGCGUUCGGAGAAGAUACGCACCUACAACUUCAACCAGGACCGUGUGACAGACCACCGCCUGGGCAGCACGCUGCACAAUCUGCGAGGGUUCUUGUCGGGGGCGGAGGCCCUGGACUGCCUCAUCCGGGACCUAGACGAUGCAGAGAAGGCUAGCCGGCUGCAGCAGAUCUUAGAACAAUAGACUCUCAGUGCAUUACAGGAGCAAGUUCAUGAAUAAGACGAAGACUUGGAGAGGCUUCAUAGAAGUAGCGUUUUUAACAGUUUUAUAACUGUUUGUUCAUCACUAAGUAUCCAUUAAGUUCAAAAUAAAUAUAAUUUUCACUAUAGAAAAAAAACAUUAUGAACAAUAGUUUAUAGCUAUGACUGAUCAGACUUUUAGUCUCCAGUGUAAGUUAUCUUUAUCUGUGUUGACAGAAGUUAAUAAAGUUUUUAUAUGA
Molecule: messenger RNA, 1192 nt
Organism: Bacillus rossius redtenbacheri
Lineage: Eukaryota; Metazoa; Arthropoda; Insecta; Phasmatodea; Bacillidae
Gene: mRF1
Product: peptide chain release factor 1-like, mitochondrial
Exons: 8
Coding region: 1-936 (311 amino acids)
Biological process (GO): translational termination
Molecular function (GO): translation release factor activity
Source: RefSeq, a predicted model, not a curated record